Molecule: messenger RNA, 2571 nt
Organism: Oldenlandia corymbosa var. corymbosa
Lineage: Eukaryota; Viridiplantae; Streptophyta; Magnoliopsida; Gentianales; Rubiaceae
Source: the annotation of a GenBank genome assembly
AUGCAUUGUUAUCCUCUGUAUAUUGAAGCUGAAUCUGAAAUUGAUAAUGGUAAUGUCCUUGGGGUAGUCUUGAGUAAUUUGUUGUCAUCUUACCAGGAGACGAUGUUUACUAUUGAUGUUGAUCGUGGAGAAGAUAGUGCGGGUGCAAGUCCUCAAGCAGCCAAUGGAGUUCAAAACUCCCGCAAUUCCGGUGGACAAGAGGGACCUGAUGAUGGAGUGCAGACACCUAAGGUGGGGAACUCCUCUUCUACUAAGUUUCCUUGGGCAAAUGUUUCCAAAAAUCUGCUCUUAGCAUACCAGAGUUUCGGGGUGGUUUAUGGAGACCUCAGCACGUCACCACUUUACGUUUAUAAGAGCAUAUUUGCUGGAAAGCUGCCAAAUUAUAAUAACGAGGAUGUCAUAUUUGGUGCUUUUUCUCUUAUAUUUUGGACCUUAACACUAAUACCUUUACUGAAAUACAUGCUCAUAGUGUUGAGCGCUGAUGAUAAUGGUGAAGGUGGGACAUUUGCUCUUUAUUCUCUGCUCUGCAGACAUGCAAAAUUUAGUUUGCUACCUAAUCAACAAGCUGCAGAUGAGGAGUUAUCCACUUACAAAUAUGGCCCUUCAGCCCAGCAUGCAGCAUCUUUGCCAUUUAGAAGAUUUCUUGAAAAGCAUAAGAAGUGCCGGACCAUAUUACUCCUUGUAGUGUUGUUAGGAGCAUGCAUGGUAAUAGGUGACGGUGUAAUUACUCCCGCAAUUUCUGUUCUGUCUGCGGUAUCUGGAAUUAAAGUUUCACAUGGAAGGUUAACUCAAGGUGAAAUUCUCUUGAUCGUCUGUGCAAUUUUGGUUGGGUUAUUUGCCCUUCAGCACAUCGGGACACACAGGGUUGCUUUUUUGUUUGCACCGGUGGUUGUUCUUUGGUUGAUAUCAAUAUUUGCCAUUGGUCUAUAUAACACAAUCUACUGGAAUCCAAAAGUUGUAUCUGCCCUUUCUCCUCACUAUAUAGGCAAGUUUUUCAGAGAAACUGGUAAAGAUGGAUGGUUGUCCCUUGGAGGAGUUCUUCUGGCGAUAACAGGUACUGAAGCUAUGUUUGCUGAUCUUGGCCAUUUUACUGCCACUUCCAUCCGAAUUGCUUUUGCAUUUGCUGUAUACCCUUGCCUUGUGCUCCAAUACAUGGGUCAGGCUGCCUUUCUCUCAAAAAAUGUCGAAUCAAUUCCAGAAAGUUUCUAUGAUUCAAUUCCUGAUAAAAUAUAUUGGCCUGUAUUCAUCAUUGCUACUCUGGCUGCAAUUGUUGCCAGUCAGGCUAUCAUUUCAGCCACCUUUUCAAUUGUUAAACAGUGCAAUGCACUUGGUUGUUUCCCCCGGGUAAAAGUUGUUCACACCUCAAGACACAUCUAUGGGCAGAUUUACAUACCAGAAAUAAACUGGAUUCUCAUGAUUAUUACUCUAGCUAUUGCCAUUGGGUUUCAGGAUACAACUACUAUUGGAAAUGCAUAUGGCCUGGCUUGCAUGACCGUCAUGUUUAUAACGACAUUCCUGAUGUCACUCGUAAUAGUAUUUGUGUGGCAAAGGAGCACAUUAUAUGCGGGGGCAUUCCUCCUGUUAUUUUGGGUCAUUGAAGGUUCUUAUUUGUCAGCGGCUGUAAUAAAGGUUCCUCAGGGUGGUUGGGUCUCCCUUUUGCUGUCAUUCGUUUUCAUGUGCAUUAUGUUUGUUUGGCACUAUGGAACUCGCAAGAAGUACAACUCCGACCUGCACAACAAAGUUCCACUGAAAUGGUUACUUGGCUUGGGACCCAGCCUUGGUAUCGUUCGUGUGCCUGGAAUAGGUUUAAUAUACUCGGAGUUGGCUACAGGAGUUCCUUCGAUCUUUUCUCACUUUGUGACAAAUCUACCUGCUUUUCAUUCUGUAUUGGUGUUUGUUUGCGUGAAGUCGGUCCCUGUGCCAUAUGUAUCACCUGAAGAACGCUUCCUCAUUGGUCGAAUUUGUCCGAGACCGUAUCGCAUGUAUCGUUGCAUCAUAAGAUAUGGAUACAAAGACAUUCAGCGAGAUGACGGGAACUUUGAAAACCUGCUGAUUAAAAGUAUAGCUGAGUUCAUUCAGAUGGAAGCUGUCGAGCCGCAGUUCUCGAGCCCUGACAAUGCGUCAUUUGAUGGGAGGAUGGCGGUCAUAAGCACGAGAGAUGUUGGGUCUAGUUCAAGUUUAAUCUUAUCAGAGCAUGACGAUUUUGAUGCUGCAAGUAACUCCAUCCAAAGCAGCAGCAAAUCCUUGACACUUCAGAGUCUGAGAUCGGCAUAUGAAAAUGAGAACCCUCAAAUGAGGCGACGCCAAGUCAGGUUUGCAUUGCCAGAAAGUCCCGGUAUGGAUAUUGCGGUUAGGGAAGAGCUGUUGGAUUUAAUUCAGGCAAAAGAAGCUGGCGUCGCAUACAUAAUGGGGCACUCGUAUGUGAAGGCAAGAAGGUCAUCAUCUUUCUUGAAGAAGCUAGUAAUCGAUAUCGGGUACUCCUUUCUUAGGAAGAAUUGCAGAGGUCCUGCAGUUGCUCUUAACAUCCCCCACAUUAGCCUUAUAGAAGUUGGGAUGAUAUAUUAUGUGUAG